AUGUUUAGCGGUCAAGUGCAUACGAAUGAAGACCGUGAGUUUGCUGAUCUUGGAGCCGUUGGAGAAGCAUUUCAAGUUGGUCAAACCGCGAAUAUAGGAGAAGAAAGUUUCGUGGGACGCCGAGCGGGAAAUAUAAGCAAUUGGAAUGACGAUGCUCGAAGAGAAAGAGCUCAAGAUUUGAAGCGUUCGCGUGCAGGACAUUUGUCACGGUUGACAAGGUUAUAUAGAGAGAUUAAUAACCUAACCAGUACUAAAGACAGUCUGUUACAGCCAGUUAUAGAGAAGAGGAUCGAUCUAGACGUUGCCUUUGAAAGGUUCAAACAAGUAUAUUAUUUGUAUGUUGCGUAUUUGACAGAUAACAAAGUUAUAGAAGAUGAGCAAUGGAUUUAUGAAUCACGAGUUCGAGAGCACAAUGGCAUUUUUCAAAAUACUGAUCAAUGGAUACAAAGAACUAAAUUGAAUCUUGAGUCGGAGAUAAGAGCAGAGGAUUCUAUCAGUCAAAUAAGUUCACACAAUCCAAAGCCUGAUGCAAAACUUGUGGAUUCACAAAGUCACGCGGGUCCAGAAAGCCACGCAAGUUCUCAAAUCGACAUGGGUCUUGGAAGUCACACAAAUACACAAAGUCACGCGAGUCCACAAAUCGACAUGAGUCCACGAAGCCACGUGAGUCCACAAAGCCAUGCGAGUAUACGAAGCCACAUGGGUUCUGGAAGUCGCACAAGUUUCGAAAACACGCGAGUUUGGUAAUGAGGUUAAACGAAGUGACGGAAAAAAGAGAACUUGCUCGUCUAAAGCUCCAACAGCUUCAGAAGUUACAAGAGUUGGAGUUAAAGAAGCUUAGAGUAAAAGGCGAGGAAGAUACCCUCAAGCUUCAAAAUGAGUACGAACAAGCUAUCCUCAGUGAACGGAUAUGGGGUCAAGCAGAAGAAGUGAUAAGUCGAGAGGAGAAACAAGAACUGCCUAAAUUGGUUUCUCGAAAGGAUGAAUCACCUAAGAGCGGACAACCCCUUCCUUUCAUUCCAGGAACUUAUUUGGAACGAAAGCACGAUAUUGGCAUAUCGGAAGAUGUGAAAGGUCAGAACGAUAAGUCAGAGUUUCAAGUUAAUAGUGACAGUCUUUCUAGUAAACCCUCGUCGUUCUGUCCAUCUCGAAGCAGCGCCAACGUGGGUGGCCAAGAAAUUCUCAAAAGCGUAGUCGGUAUAUUGAAUGAAGGUUUUAACAUGCCGAAGCCAGAGUUACUCACGUUCGAUGGCAACCCUUUGCAUUACUGGAGAUUCAUAAACAAUUUCCAGACGAACAUCGCCAAUGAAACUAUGAAUCCUGGAAAACAUCUGGCAUACUUAAUCCAGCGCGGCAAAGGAGAAGCUAGGGAAGCGAUUGAAAACUGUAGUAUUCUCGAUCCAGGAAGAGGAUAUUUGAAGGCUCGAGAAAUUUUGCAACAACAAUUUGGAAGACGUCACGUUGUUGCACAGUCACAUAUCAAGCAGAUAGUCGAUGGGGUGCAAAUCAAGUCAUUGGAUGGUGCCAGCCUGCAAAAAUUGGCUCGUCAAAUGCAAAAUUGUGAGUUGACACUAUCAAAGAUGGGAUGGUCAGAUGAACUGAAUAACAGCGAAACUCUACUACGAAUUGUGGAUCGUUUGCCCAGUUUUAUGCAACUUAAGUGGGCGGAGAAAGCGGAGUCCAUCUUAAAGUCGGAACGACGACCUCGAUUUUCCGACCUUGCCCAAUUUAUACAAGAUAAAGCCGAUGUUGCUGCAAAUAUGUUUGGGAAACAUGUGUUAGAAGCUAGAAAGAAAGCUACUAGAGAUUUACCUAAAGGUAGAAUAAAGGAGACAGCACGAGCAACUACCUUGGCCACAGCAAAUAAAGAAGUUCCGAGAGAAAGCGGAAAGACAGCUACAUCACGGUGUUUAUUGUGCUCACACGAUCACGAACUCAGUAGAUGUGAUGAAUUCAAGAAGAAAUCGUACGAAGAGAGAGUUCAAAUCAUUAGAUCCAAAAGAAUCUGCAACAAUUGUUUCAAAUCUGGACACUUUGCAAGAAGUUGCUUGGAGAAAAAGUUGUGCGAAUUACUGGAGUGUCGAAGAAAACACCACACCCUGUUGCAUCCACCAAAUCCUGGUCCUGAAACAUCUAGCCAGAAGAAUCAAAUGGUGCAAGUUGAUGUUGGAUCGUCAGCUGGUGUAUGCAGUAUGACCUGCUCUAAACGUCGCGACGUGUGCCUGAGAAUUGUUCCGGUUAAAGUUGGUAAUCCUGAUGGUCGGAAAGUGGAAACUUAUGCCUUGCUUGAUAGCGGCUCAGAAGUUUCUUUAUGCGAUAGACGGUUGAUCAAUAAAUUAGGUCUGGACGGAGUUGAAAAGCAAUUUACGUUAACAACCUUAAAUGAAGAAAAACAGUAUCGAAAUGGUUUGGAAGUGAAUCUAGAAGUUUCGAAUUUAAACAACGAACAUUCGAUUUCGCUAGAAGGAGUAUGGUCCGUGGAAGCAUUGCCUGUUUCGUCAAAAGCCAUACCAGUUGAAGAAGACUUGAAGAAAUGGACUCACCUCAGUGACCUAGAGUUCCCGAGAAUAGAAACUGAAGACGUCAUGUUGUUGAUAGGAGCAGACACACCUGAAGCCUUCUGGGUGAUGGAGGAAAGACGUGGAGAACGGGGCGAGCCGUGUGCUAUCAAGUCGCCAUUGGGUUGGGCACUAUUCGGUCCCACUGCAAAAUUUAAAGAUAGCGAAAGUGGAAUGGUGAAUCUGAUUAAGCGUGACGAUGGUCAACUGCAGCAUCAGCUUGAGAUGUUCUGGAAAACCGAUUUUGGUGACUCACUCGCGGACAACAGGAAAUCGAUGUCUAUCGAGGAUUGUCGGGCGCUGAAGAUCAUGAAUGAGACUGCAACGAAAGUCCAAAGUCAUUACCAGGUUGCUCUACCGUGGCGCAGCAACUCUCCAAACUUGCAAAAUAACCGCCAGAUGGCCGAAUCACGUCUUCACAUGUUGAAGAAGCGAUUGCAGAAAGAUGACGAGGUUUGCAGAAAAUAUGUGGAAGUCAUAGACAGUUACCUGAAAAAGGGUUAUGCCAGAAAGGUUCCUGAAAAUGAGCUCCACAAGAAUGAUGAAUCAGUAUGGUAUCUCCCACAUCAUGCCGUGGUCCAACCGCAGAAGGCCGGUAAAGUGCGGUCGUUUUUGAUUGUGCCGCUAAAUUUAAAGGAACUUCCCUGAACGAUAAACUCCUUCGGGGCCCCGAUUUCAAUAACAACUUGGUUGGUGUGCUUAUUCGAUUCAGAGAACAGCCUAUUGCGAUUGUAUCUGAUAUUAGAGAGAUGUUCCAUCAAGUUCGAGUGUAUCCUGAUCAUCGAGACGCACUACAUUUCUUGUGGUGGCCCAACGACUUGACCAAGGAUGCCGAGGAUCAUCAAAUGCAAGUACACAUUUUUGGAGCAGUGUGAUCCCCAAGCUGUACUAGUUUUUGCCUCAAGAAGACAGCGGACGACAACUGUGAGAAUUUUGACGUAGAAACUAUCAAAACCGUGGAAAGAAACUACUAUGUUGAUGAUUGUCUAAAGUCAACACAAACAGUCGCCAAAGCACAGCGCCUCGUUCGUCAACUGAUCGAUUUACUCGCACUCGGAGGGUUUCAUCUCACUAAAUGGAUAUCCAAUAGUGAAGCAGUGAUGGAAACGAUGAUGAAAAGGCUCCCUCUGUCGUAAACUUGGACUCCAGCCAACCAAUGAUCGAACGUGCACUCGGUGUGCAAUGGAACAUGCGGGCCAACGAGUUUAGUAUCAAAGUUCCGUCAACAAGGCGUGGUAUCGUAAGCUCCGUGUACGACCCGUUGGGUUUUGUGGCUCCUUUCGUUUUAACUGCAAAGAGAAUUCUACAAGAUCUUUGCAAGGAAGGGCGCGGUUGAGACGAAGAGCUUGAUGAGAAUGAAUUACGAAGUUGGGAGGAUUGGUACUCGGACAUUGAAAUAUUAACCAAGAUAUCUGUUGCUAGAUGCAUCAAACCAGCAAUCUUGGGUGAGGCGAAGUACCUUGAGUUACAUCACUUUUCGGACGCUUUGCAGCACGCUUACAGAGUUGUGUCCUACCUUCGACUUGAGAACACUUUGGGUCAAAUUCACUGUUCGUUUUUGUUCGCCAAGUCACGCCUAGCACCCUUGAAAACUGUCUCCAUUCCUCGACUGGAACUGUCGGCAGCAGCCUUGGCGGUGAAGUUAAAUCGGAUGAUUCAAGAUGAGUUAGAUUUGGAAAUUGAAAGAACGGUUUUCUGGUCAGAUUCAACUGCAGUUCUACGAUACAUCGGGAACACCACCAGAAGAUUUCACACCUUCGUUGCGAAUCGUUUAGCUAUUAUCCAUGACGGUUCGACUCCUGAUCAGUGGAAGUACGUUGAGACGAAUUCAAAUCCCACAGAUCAUGCGACUCGAGGUCUGAAUGCAAAAGAAACGAUCAAAGCCGAUCUUUGGUUCAAGGGUCCCAUGUUUUUAUGGCAACUUGAGGAGAACUGGCCUUUGACAUUUAGAACAGUUCCGGAGAUUGCGGAUGACGAUCCAGAAAUUAAACCUGAAGUUCAAUGCCAUUCAAUCAUAAAACAAGAAGAAUUCCUGAACAAAAUCAUUCAUUGCUGUUCAUCUCUGCAACGACUGAAGAAGAGUAUAGCAUGGUUAACACGCUACAAGGAGUGCAUUGUACGUACCUAUAGAGCUCGAAGUGGUCGAAAUAAAGAACUGAAACCCUUGGAAACGUCAAAUUUAUCGGUCGAAGAACUGAUGCAAGCUGAAGAGGAACUUGUGAAGUUUGUACAGGGGUAUGCGUUUGAAAAGGAACUCGCGAUCUUGAAUUCUGAAGCGUACCGUAUGUCAACCAGCCAACGCAAAUUGAAAUCGAUUGGUCCCCUUUACAAACUAAAUCCUAUUUUGGAAAACGGGAUUCUUCGAGUAGGUGGUCGCCUAAGAAAUGCACCGAUCGACGUAAACGCCAAACAUCCUUCGAUUCUACCGAACAAGCACCAUCUAACGGACCUAAAUGUGCAGCAUUAUCAUCGUAA
This is a messenger RNA of Paramuricea clavata, 5033 nucleotides long. The record is from the annotation of a GenBank genome assembly. Lineage: Eukaryota; Metazoa; Cnidaria; Anthozoa; Malacalcyonacea; Plexauridae.